AACGACAAAAUAAUAAUUCACCUUCUUUCUCCUAGUUUAACUUUUAAAUAUUCUACUAAAUACGUAACCAUCCUUUAAGUAAAAGGAUGCUCGGUUUGGGGGUGGGGCUCGGUGGUGGGGAUAGCGUCGGAGUAGCUGGGGCCGGUUUUCGUGAGAUUUUGGUCGACCAACCCUUCUCAGGAAAAUGGAUGGACGUGGAUAUGAAUUUAGGGGGUGGUCACUACACGUUUCAAGGAACAAAAUUCUCUGAUUGGGCGGGUGGGUUUUCCUACAAGAAUAAUAAUGCAUCCUCCGCAAAGGCGUCUACCAAGGGCGUCACGGCGUAUAGAAGUAUUCAUUGGCGAACACUCAACGACACAUUGGAACUUUGCGAAAUUUCGCUCCACCUUAACCUGAUUGAUAACCAGGUGCGCUACAUAUUCCAAGGAUCUCCAAUCGUGGGUCCAAUCACGAUUCAAGAAACGGAAACCAAUGUCAUCAUCCUCGUGGCUACGCUGACCUCUGUGAACCGGUUUGUAUUCGUACAUCCAAAUCGUAUAGCCGCUGGCGUCGACGUAGACAAAAACCGUUCAAUAUUUCAUCAAAUCACUAACCCACCUGUGAUGAAUUUCCGCUCUUUCAACCUCUAUGAGCACGCGAUGAACAUUCCUGUUCCUCUGUCUGCCACCUGCGCCUACGUUGGAGGAGUGACCCAUUCUCGCUCCAGAUUUUCCAAGGAACUGACCUUAACUCCCACUCUCGUUGGGGGUGAGUGUUUGUUCGCCUACUCCUUCGAGUCAGGGAGCAUCAAUGUGUACAAAAUUUCGAAAGAUGACAUCCUCACCAGGUACGAUUUAAGGCAGGCGAACAUCUUUACGAGGCUGUUUUCCGGGUUAACGACGUCGAUCAUGCGGACACCUACUACCAUUCUGGACGCUGUGAUUGGACUCUCAUUCUUCUUCUCGACGUCGAAAGGAAUUAUAACUACUCACAUCGUCACACUCGCAAUGAAUGGACAAUUAAACCUCUGGUCGUGCCCCAAUCUUGAUAAUUUUACAGAGUGGAACUCUUACCAUUGCGGUGUGGUGGAUAAUCGAUUCGCAGUAGAUAGUCAUAUCGAUUCGUGUAUGCUCCUUCGUAAAAGCGAUGAUGUUGAUCACCCGUCGUUUGCCAUUCACAUCCCGGGAGAUGGUUUCCGCCUUUACAAAUUGCAAAAGCUCGCUGGAACUGCUAGUACGGGUCAGGGAGGAAAUGCAUUGUCACAAAGUUCGCCUAAAUUCCAGCUCGUUAUGAAACAACGGAUCGAGUUUGUCGACCGUGACGUAAUGGACUUUUGUCUCACCUCUGAUCACAUUUUCACCCUCGUCAAUAACCCUGAUGAGGAGAUGGAAUGGGCUAUAAAUUCAUAUCGAUUGGAUGAGCCAAACUCGUCGUCCCGUAAGAACCAUCCUUCAUUCACAUCAGCCUUGCUGGAACCACUCCCUGCCCCUGACCCGGAACCAAACACUGAGGCGAAGGAGUUUUACAUGUCGCUCAUAUUUAAUAAUUCGUCCUUCACGGCAACAACGAUUAUGAAAGCUCUCACGAUGUUCCGUAAAGAUGAAGAUAAACCGAUUCGUCCCGAUAUAGAUUGGGACUCACUCCGCAUUACUGCUAUGAACACAAUUGAUCGAGAAAUCGCUCUAGCCACUUCCGACACCGAGUUUGAUAUCAGUGACGAAGAUUAUACUGAAUUAAGCCUCAAAUUUUGGGGGAUGUUUUACAAUUCUUGUGUAGAGUAUCACAUCCACACUGUGAAACCACUGGGACUCUUCUUUGAGUCAAAUUCCAACAUGGUCUGUGUGGUAAAGAAAAGUCGGAUCUCGUUCCUGCGCCCAACUUCGUUUUUGGAGACACUUUACUAUUUCCCCCACACUCUGAAUCUGUCCACCUCCCACGCCCAUCCAGAAUCGGAUGAAUACGACGAAUUCCGCAAGGACCUUGUUUCCGUCACGAGAUAUUUGGGCAUUGUCAAGUCCUUGGAAGAUAUCUUUAACGACAGCCACAUCUCCAAGAUAGAAAAACAGCUGCGGCAGAAUAUUUCUCAGUUGCAAGACGUUUGUAAAGAAAUUGCUAAUUUUCUUCUAUCGACUGAUCCACAUUGUUUCGCGACGGUUGAACGUCAACUCGUGCAAGUUCUUUGCAGCAAGUUACAGCAACUUGGUGGCAAUGCGGAAAUCGCGAUGAAAAAGACGCUGGAUUUGAUCUCAUCUUGGGACCAGGGAGACAGUGCUGGUGAGGACGAUGACGAUGCAUCGACAUUUUACAUGGGGUCACGUCUUGGGGUCCAUGUCACGCAUCGGAUUUUACAGCAGUUGAUGCAACACAAAUUUAUGAUUGCGCGUGAUACGAUUGUGUUACAAUAUAUGGUGACAGCAUUCUUCGCAUCUCGAGACGAUACGGAAUUAGGGGGAGGCGAUGGAGAUAAUAACUCACUUGCGGUACCAUGGAGUGAUCAAGAGGACGCGAAAUGGACCACAGCGGCUUAUUUUGCCUUAAUGGAUGUGACAGAAACUUAUAUUGAGAGAGUUCCUGAUUUUGUGAGGGAGCGUGGCCUUAAAGUGGCGAAUAUUCUAAAACUGGCAACAUCUUCGGAUUCAUCUACUAGAGGAGGAGGAGGAGGUGACGACUUUGAUGCUUUUUGGCCAAUCAAAUUGCUCGAGGGAUUUUGUCUUUCGUCCGUUGGUUCGCACGCUAUCCGGGCUCGAUUAAGUUUGUCGUCGGGCGGCGGAUGUAGUGUACUGGCACAUGCAGAAGCGACGGGAAGAUGCAUAUGGACAAACAGUUUCCAAGAUAAUACUCGCCCUAUGGAGGAUUAUCUCAUUGUUUCGUGUCAGUACAACAUUCUGAAGACAUAUGCAAACUUUAUGGUCCACUAUUUCUCCAAUAAUAAAGCCCACAUGAAAGACUUCUACCUCGGGCUCUCAAACCUGUGCCUCUUCAAUGAAGACGUCGGUAUCGCCCACUUGUGCAGUAUAAAUUUGAAGUCUGCCGUCUUAGACGAGUACUUUUGCUCUCGCGUGCUCCAGCUUGAUCUACCGAUCGAGGGAGCGAUUUCCCUCUUUAAUUCGUACUAUGUCAGAGUAAUCUCGAUUCUGCAGGUGUUGGAAUAUUUGCAAGGAGUCCGACGCAUGGCCAUGGAAGGAUUUCAUGCCGCUGCGACGGAAGAGGAAGCCAUUAAAAUGUGUACACUCGCUUUUAAAUGUGCCAUUCAAUUGGACGACUACAAUGAGGCGUAUGACUACGUUAUGAAAAUACCCACUACGGCGGAGUCUGGUUCUCAAGAGAAACUUGCAUCCCUUCGCACAUUUAUUGGUCAUUUGGUACGGAAGGGGGAAAUGGACACGCUUCUGGGUCUUUCUAUGGACGAAUUGUUCAACAAGAGCUCCUCCAUUCGGGAGCAGAUUGAAGGUAUCCUCUUCGCCCAGGCGAAUCUGGCCGAUCCGCUCGAACCUGUGGGAGCGUAUCAAAUGCUGUACGUUUUCCACCUGGCAAACGAUCACUUUCACAAAGCCGCGUCGACGAUGUACUACAAAGCGAUGCGGAUUGGUGACAAGUGUACUGGUCGGGACGCCCUUCUCGCCCAAAAGGCAUGCUACCUAGAUGUGAUGACGUGUCUCUCACUUGUGACUCCAACAGAUUGUCGAUUUGUAGUAAAAAAGACAGGAAUUAUUCGAGAUGUUUUGAAAGAAGUUAAGUGUUUCAAUCCAGAACAAGGAGGCAACGCGGAAGAGGCAUUAACGGUCCCCUGCGUUCCAUGGGAGAGGGAACUCGUGGUGGUAGAAAUGACCGAAAUACGAAAAGAGAUGUUCGUUCUUAUCAUGUUGGCCGAAUUGGAAGACGAUACUCCAGUCAAACCGAUGGACUUUGAACGCCGUGCGGCUCGGACCGUCGACAUGCUUAGGCUUUGUCACCAAUAUGACGAUGCUUUUAAAUUAGCCUUUCUCUGGGGGAUUGACCCAACUCCAAUCAUCUCAUAUUUUACAGAUGUCUGUUGCAACCUAGUCCACAACGUGAUGCCCAAAGGGGGAGAUCCUGGCGUAUAUUUUCGCCAUGUGGAUACUUCUGAUCUUGCCAGUUCAUCAGAAACGAGCUACACCGAGUUGGGGUUCCGCCUCCUGGAAAAAUAUCUAAAUCAAGAGGAAAAGCCGAGAGAGUCCUGUCUGCAUAACGCCAUCACACUCAAACUGCUUAUGGCUGACGUAGAGUUGCCACAGUGGUUGGUGGCAUCUUACAAGAAAAGGAAUGUGGCACAGCUUCUGCGUUGCCUGAUUCGUUACUCUGAAUGGGAGAAGGCUGCAGAGCUCGCGUUAAAAAUAUUGGAUGCCGCCCUCGGUCGUGUCAAGUGCGACGAGUUUGAUUCCACCGUUAAAAAGAUAUCUUCGUAUGACACCAUCGAACCGUCUGGGCUACCUUUAAAUUAUAUCAGUGAUCUCUCUGGAGCAUUAAAGGAGUACGGUAAAGGGAACCCAAGUCUGAUUGAGUUACAUGGAACUCUUACUGAGAGAGCGUCCCUAUUUUGUGAUCGUGUCAUUGCCUGUACGAAUGAGCGGAAAAUCAUGUUUGCGAUCGAUCGGAAAUGAAAACAAGAAGUAUAAAGCUUUGAUGAUGAUGAAAUAACAAUAAUAAUAUUGUGUGUAUAAUAAUUUUCAUGUAUUGUCCCUGAGUUAAUUUGUUUCCUAUUACUGCACUUACUUAUCUUUCGUAGAGACUAAUUUUAAUGGUCUGGACAUUUUGUCGAAUUUUGUACAUUUAUAAUAAUAAAGUUGUGUAUCUUGUAUCUAACUAUUCUUAUUUUGAAGAUAUUUUGUAUAUGAUGAAUUAUAUGUAUGUAGUGCCAAUAAUAACUAAAUAUUAUGAUAA
Messenger RNA from Folsomia candida, 4881 nucleotides. RefSeq names its product nuclear pore complex protein Nup160 (gene Nup160). The transcript is spliced from 21 exons. The coding region runs from base 87 to 4601 and encodes 1504 amino acids. The record is from RefSeq and is a predicted model, not a curated record. Gene Ontology annotation, molecular function: structural constituent of nuclear pore. Lineage: Eukaryota; Metazoa; Arthropoda; Collembola; Entomobryomorpha; Isotomidae. Gene Ontology annotation, cellular component: nuclear pore.